GUUUUCUCUACUUCAAAAAUUAAUUAUUUUUUAAGGAAUUAAUAAUAAUAAAAAAAGAUGAUGCAGCUCAAAAAAAAAUUCAUAUUGUUCAUUUUUUCUUCUCUCAUCUCAAUCAUUGCAGACUGCCAAGACCUCUCUCCUUCUUCUUCACCUUCUCCUUCUCCUUUGCCAAUUUCUACUAUAGCUGAUCCUCCUACGCAGUUUUAUUCAACAACGGACUCACCUGCGGAAUCUCCGUUAUCAGAUUCACCUGCGGAAUCUCCAUUUUCAAAUUCACCUGCUGAAUCUCCAUCGUCAUUAUAUCCACCUGACACUGACUCACCUGCAUCAUCAUCGUCGUUAUUUCCACCUGACUCUGACUCACCUGCAUCAUCAUCGUCGUUAUUUCCACCUGACUCUGACUCACCUGCACCAUCAUCGUCAUUAUUUGCACCCGAUGCUGACUCAUCUGCACCAUCAUCGUCAUUAUUUGCACCCGACUCUGACUCACCCGACGUUGACUCACCUGCAUCAUCAUCGUCAUCCCCCGCCUCUGAUUCUACCGCCCAACCACCGAGUGUAUUGCCAAUACUAUUCAACCAAAUGCCAGCUCCGGCGCACAAUCCCGUACUGCUGAAAGUUUGCGGAACAACCGAUCAUCCAUUAGAAUGUCUCACCUCAAUCUCUAUGUUCCAGACUGGAGAAUCCGAUCCUAUAUCCGUCUUGAAAAUGGAAAUGCAAGCUCUGCAUAAAGGAUUCGAAAAAGCAUUAGCACACGCAAGAAAAAUGUGCGCGAAUCCCGCUACACCGAAAUCUACUAAAGCCUGUUUGGAUACAUGCGCAGAAAUGUAUGAUUCAGGACUAACUGAUAUUGAAGAUGCAAUUACUGCACUUUCAAAUCAUGAUAUUGAUAAGCUUAAAACUGUACUCAGUGCCACUGUAUCAGAUAUUGAUACAUGUGAUGAAGCAUUUCUUGAAGAAUCUGAUAUGAACUCUCCAAUGAAGGAGUUUGAUAAUGAACUCAGUAUGAUUGCUAGCAACAAUUUGGCUAUUACUGAAGCUUUGCUUAAAUAGAUAUUUAACAACGGCUAAUUUAAUAAUUACAAAUUAUUAUACUUGUUUAUAGUAUAGUAAUGCUAUAUAAACCAUCUAUUUUAACCCAUUUUCUUGUACGACGUGACAAUUAGAGAGUGGAUGGUUUUUGGGAUAUACAUUUUUGAAAGAAAAUUGAAUAUAUUAUCACGUAAGGAGAGUUACAGAAGAUGGAUUAAAAAAGUGGGUUAUAAAGCAUUUUUCUUUAUAGUGUGUAGUAUGUACUUGUUCUUGUAGCUUUUGACGAAUCGGAGCUCAAAAUUACGUGCAAUGCCCUUUUCUUUUUAAACAUAAGAAUUGUCAUGAUC
Mercurialis annua (annual mercury) is the source of this 1379-nucleotide messenger RNA. Its product is annotated as cell wall protein RBR3-like. Lineage: Eukaryota; Viridiplantae; Streptophyta; Magnoliopsida; Malpighiales; Euphorbiaceae. The record is from RefSeq and is a predicted model, not a curated record. The coding region runs from base 58 to 1053 and encodes 331 amino acids. Gene Ontology annotation, molecular function: enzyme inhibitor activity. The transcript has a single exon. Gene Ontology annotation, biological process: negative regulation of catalytic activity.